UCUUCGAUCGUUUCUCUCCGCUGCUUCUGUUCUUCCUUCUGAACUUUUUACACUUUACUUUUAGAGAGAGAGAGAGAGUGAGCAAGAUAGAGAGAGAAUGGAGCGUGGACUAAGCGAGAUCGAUAGCACGAAGAUGUUUGAUGGCUACAACAAAAGAUACAAACACUACAGUGAGACACUAGGAUGUUCUAUGACCUUUACCAUCUACUUCCCUCCUUCUGCCUCAUCUUCCCAUAAAUCUCCUGUGCUUUACUGGCUUUCUGGCCUCACCUGCACGGACGAGAACUUCAUUAUCAAAUCUGGGGCUCAACGUGCUGCUUCUACUCACGCCAUUGCUCUUGUUGCUCCAGAUACUUCCCCAAGAGGACUAAAUGUUGAAGGAGAAGCAGACAGUUAUGACUUUGGUGUAGGAGCUGGAUUCUACCUCAAUGCCACUCAGGAAAAGUGGAAGAACUGGCGUAUGUAUGACUAUAUUGUCAAAGAGUUGCCAAAAAUCCUGAGUGAAAACUUUUCUCAGCUUGACACUACAAAUGCAUCUAUAUUUGGACACUCCAUGGGUGGACAUGGAGCUCUUACUAUAUACCUGAAGAACCUUGAUAAGUACAAGUCUGUGUCUGCGUUUGCACCAAUUGCCAAUCCCAUAAAUUGUCCAUGGGGACAGAAGGCAUUCACUAAUUAUCUAGGUGACAACAAGGCUGCUUGGGAGGAAUACGAUGCCACCUGUCUUAUUUCUAAGUUCCACAAUCUGUCUGCCACAAUUCUUAUCGAUCAGGGUGAAAGCGACAAGUUCUACCCUGAUCAGUUAUUGGCCACAAAUUUUGAGGAGGCAUGCAAGAAAGUGAAAGCGCCGCUCUUACUGCGUUUCCAUCCAGGAUACGACCACUCCUUCUACUUCAUUGCCACCUUCAUCGAAGACCACAUCAGUCACCAUGCUCAAGCCCUUAAGUUAUAGCUCACUUCAGCUACUUGGCAACCAGCUUUGGCUUUGUCCAAGUAUUAGUAUCAAUAAAGCAAAUAGACUUGUAAUGUCGUUGUGUUCAGUAACUGCUCUGUGUGCUCUUUUGUCUACAAUAAUAUUAUAAUAAUAAAUCCAUGUUUGCUUCAUA
Messenger RNA from Capsella rubella, 1106 nucleotides. RefSeq names its product S-formylglutathione hydrolase. Lineage: Eukaryota; Viridiplantae; Streptophyta; Magnoliopsida; Brassicales; Brassicaceae. Gene Ontology annotation, cellular component: cytosol. Gene Ontology annotation, biological process: formaldehyde catabolic process. The record is from RefSeq and is a predicted model, not a curated record. Bases 98 to 952 code for a protein of 284 amino acids. Gene Ontology annotation, molecular function: S-formylglutathione hydrolase activity. The transcript has 7 exons.